UUUUAACUUCUCACCACUUCGACCAUGAACGAGUACAUCGAGGAGCACAUCAAACGGCAUGGCAGGCGGCAAGUGCUGCACGCAAAACGGCAUGCCGAGAAGGUCCAGCUCAAGAAGACGCUCAAGGCUCACGACGAACGCAAUGUAAAACAGAAGGACUCCUCCUCUGCACCGGACGGUGCACUUCCUACGUACCUGCUCGACCCGUUGUCAACCGCUAUCAAGGAGAAGCGGAAAGACAAGGCAGCAAAAUAUGCUGUCCCUCUGCCGAAAGUGCGUGGGAUUGCGGAGGAUGAGAUGUUCAAGGUUAUGCGGACUGGAAAGAGCAAGAAGAAGGCAUGGAAACGGAUGGUGACGAAGGCGACAUUUGUCGGGAGGGAUGGAAGGUUCAUCCGACCAAUGGCUCUGCGGUACAAGAAAGCAAAUGUUACACAUCGUGUGUCAUGGAUUCGCUUCCUGCUGAACUGGCUUCAUACUGGCGUCAAGAAGAACCCGCAGUCUCCGAUGUAUACUCAGUUGGGCGUACUCACGAAGGGUACAGUUGUCGAAGUCAAUUAUGCUCAGAUCACAAAUAACCCCGAGAACGAUGGAUGUAUCAAUGCUGUACUCCUUGUAUGAUGUCCUCACUCCUCACUCGACUCGUCGCUGUAUCUUACCCCACAUCACAUAUUUUCUGCAUCACCUGUUCUCGCACUCCUGCAUGUUCACUUUAUGUAGCUACCAUGUCGUCAUGCUAUGUUAUAUGUUUGCUUGACCAUUCAAACGACCAGUGCUCCGGGCUUCA
Fomitopsis serialis is the source of this 784-nucleotide messenger RNA. Its product is annotated as ribosomal protein S8e/ribosomal biogenesis NSA2. Gene Ontology annotation, cellular component: preribosome, large subunit precursor; nucleolus. The record is from RefSeq and is a predicted model, not a curated record. Lineage: Eukaryota; Fungi; Basidiomycota; Agaricomycetes; Polyporales; Fomitopsidaceae. Gene Ontology annotation, biological process: maturation of LSU-rRNA; maturation of 5.8S rRNA. The annotation marks the transcript as partial. The transcript is spliced from 8 exons.